Molecule: messenger RNA, 1274 nt
Organism: Ruditapes philippinarum (Manila clam)
Lineage: Eukaryota; Metazoa; Mollusca; Bivalvia; Venerida; Veneridae
Source: RefSeq, a predicted model, not a curated record
AGUAUUUGAGGUCACUUAAAUGUUUCAAAGAGACUUCAUCAGAGACAAAGCGGUGUCAAAGUACGAUUGCUACGAAUCUAAGAGAAUUAGAAGACGGCGGCAGACGACAACAAAUGUCCACAUACCAGUACGAGACUGCUAAAUGCCAACUUAAAGUACAACUCAUGGAGUGUGAUAUAGGGGUGUGGAAAAACAAAUGUUCAGACAGUGUCGCCGGACUGAAAAAUGAAUUUGAGUGCAAUGUAUUACCAAGUUCCUGCAAAAAUAACCGAAAUCUACAAAACAGUCUGCAACAGACAUGCGCAAUACAGAAGUUCGCGCGUCAACUUCGGUCAGGAUCCUCGAAACGCUUUUCUUUGACUUCUGUGAUGAUGACAAUUCUAAGUGCCAGUAUUGUACUUUUAGUGCUGUGAUACCUCUUGUAAUUAAAUGCGUAUUUAUUGUACAUUUAUCUCCUGUUGACGGAAUUGAUAUAUAUGUCUUUAAUGUUACCAAAGACAUCUUUAUUGUGCAUGCUUGAAUGUUGAUUUCCCGUUCCCUUAGUAUGUGAGAUGGUAGUAUAUAAAAAUGCACAGCAUUGUCCGUAAUUCCGAAUAAUGCUAACGGCCUCCUGUAUAUACUUGUGUAUAUAGAAUUUCAAUUUCAUAAAGGUGUGCAAAUUGAUCUUUUAUAGAAUUAAUGUAAAUAAUCUUGUGGCAUAUGAAUAUAUACAUUUUUGUAGAUAUGUUUUAUGAGUACCUAAAAUGCAUAAGGAAUUUUAAAAUCGUGAAUUUGCAUAAUAUUUUUAUAUAAUAAUAACAACUGUGUACGAAUUAUUCGAAAAAUUAUACAGCACUGUACUAUCCCCAAUUUCACUUACCUAGGGACAAAACUUUCAAUGGUGGAAGGUUUGAAUAGCAUUACAUUUUUUUAUAGAAUGCAUACUCUUUUUUAAUCUAGUAGAUAAACAACUAAAUGUAUACAUACAUGCAAAAGUAGGGAUCAUUGCGGAACGCAUACGCGCUGAAUUAUAAUACUGCACGUUAGCUUCGUCGCUUUUCAUUGGUUAACCGUGACGUUUAUAUAGUUUUAUAUAUUUAUUGGCGUCUAUUAAAAAUCUAACCUACUUGUAUUUUAAAUAACCUUGUGUUAUCUUCUAAAUUUUGUCUUCUAGAAAAUAUAAACACGGUGUGUAUGUCAUCAUAUGAGUGUACAUGUAACAUAAGUGAUUAUGAAUUUAUGUGUAAAUAUUGAUUAAUUUGAGUAUGUGCAAUAAAGGUGAUUAUUAAAAACUA